AUGAGUGGUUCAUCACUGCCUUACAUUGGGAGCAAGAUCUCGCUCAUCUCCAACGCGGAGAUCCGCUACGAGGGUAUACUGUACACGAUCAACACAGAGGAGUCUACUAUAGCUCUGCAGAAUGUGAAAUCGUUCGGCACCGAAGGUCGCAAGGUUCCUAACGUCCCUGCCAGCGACGAGGUUUAUGAUUUUAUUAUAUUCCGAGGCAAAGACAUCAAAGAUCUCACUGUCCUCGAGGGCGCUGGUCAAAAGGCUGGCGCUCUCGUCGACCCAGCUAUUGUGAGCAUGAAUCAAGCCCCUAAGGUUGGUGGUACCAAUCGUCAACAGAGAGACGAUAGAAGCGGUGCUCGUGGUGGUGGUGGUGGUCGCUGGGAGGAUCGUCGUGGAAACUGGGGUUAUGGUGAUAAGGGUUACGGUGGCAAAGGUAAGGGUGGCUACUACUCUGGCGGUGGUUAUUCGGGUGGUGGCUACUCUGGUGGUGGUUACUAUGGUGGAUAUGGUCGCAGUGAGAGGCCCCAUAGGAGGCCUCCUACUCGUACAGGUCCUGUUGGUGAACUGGUCCCGAACGUGAAUCCUGAGGCUAAGGCUGAGGUGAAGGAGGAGUUUGAUUAUGCUGGCAAUGCUUCCAAGCUCGAGAAACCCGACGAGAGUGCUGUUUCCACUGCUGGUACGACUGUAAGAACUGGCUAUAGCAAGAACAAGGGAUUCUUCGACGACAUUUCGUGUGAUGCUCUGGACCGUAAGGAGAGGAGCACUCAAGGUGCUGCAGUCGAUCCGGCUAUCUUCGAUCAACGAGCUAAGCAACGAGCCACAGAUAAAGAGACUUUUGGGGCGAUCGCUGCUCAGCGUCGUCCUUUCGGUGGCUAUCGACGCUCCUAUGGCAAGGGUCGUGGUGGUAAAGGCGGCAAGGGUAAGGGCCGUAACUAUUAUUAA
This is a messenger RNA of Perkinsus marinus ATCC 50983, 933 nucleotides long. RefSeq names its product glycine-rich RNA-binding protein, putative. Gene Ontology annotation, biological process: P-body assembly; cytoplasmic stress granule assembly. Gene Ontology annotation, molecular function: mRNA binding. The coding region runs from base 1 to 933 and encodes 310 amino acids. Gene Ontology annotation, cellular component: P-body. The transcript has a single exon. Lineage: Eukaryota; Perkinsozoa; Perkinsida; Perkinsidae. The record is from RefSeq and is a predicted model, not a curated record.